CUUUAAGCACGACUCGACUCAAGCGUGGAUCCUGGGUUUGUUGUCGGUGUCUCGUCUUGUCUCCGUACCGCGCGGUUCUCUCUAUGCCGCGUAGGACGGCCCACGGAGUAUCGGCGACUAUCUCCGACUACGACAUCGGCCGCGAUGCUGUGCCCAGUUUGGUGCAAAGACUGUCGAACACUAUGGGAUGGGGAUUUUCGGAUUCCAAUACACUCGAAUACGCCCUCGCAUACGCUCUCAUCCGUUCUUGUGCAGAUUGUUGUUAUUCAGGAUUAACGCGCAGUAAGAGUCAUGAACUUACAUCGAGCUUUCGGCGUGUUCAAGGAAAAGAAGAGCACUAGCACCGGUAUUUAAAUUCCGGUUUACAUAGUAUAGAAGGAAGCUUGCUCAGAUCUCAAUAGUGGAG
Molecule: messenger RNA, 406 nt
Organism: Lasiosphaeria miniovina
Lineage: Eukaryota; Fungi; Ascomycota; Sordariomycetes; Sordariales; Lasiosphaeriaceae
Exons: 1
Coding region: 84-341 (85 amino acids)
Source: RefSeq, a predicted model, not a curated record